UGGGAGGACCUGGUACGGAACACCAGCCCCGUUACUCAUCUGUUCGCGCAGGAUGAAAGAGUUUGUUUGCACUUCAUGGGCACCUUGCUCGGGAUACUGCACACCCUAGACGAUCAUGGUAUUCUGGAUCUCUCCAUUAAAGUCCUCGUGCAGCUACUGAUGGAACUGAAGUCCCAGCGGUUUGUCUACUAUGUACUGGAUGUGUGUCAGAAGAAGCUGUGUAACAUGUCCAGCACGAGGAGCAGUGUACCCACCCUGAUGCUCUUGGGAAAACUGCUGAAUGCCAUUCCCGCCCUUGCUCAACCGCUCGUGAUCGAACACGGCCCUAUAAUAGAAUACCUGCAGAAGUGCCUGAUGUAUCCGAACGACAGGGUGAAGGCCGCCGCCUGCUAUCUCUACGGGAAGCUCUUCUCCUCUCCUGCAACGGCAGAGCGGCUUUUGGAGUAUUUCAGGGAGAAGCUCUGUGCCCUCUUCCUCGCCACACUGGACAAUGCCCAGACCAAGGAGCUACAGGUUAAUGGCAUAGGUUUCCUAAAUCAGCUGCUGAAGAAUGACCUCUUUGUGUCCAUUAUAAUGAGCAAGUCAGGGCCGGGAGGAAGUCCUGAGAAUGGUACAGAGAGCAACCCGCUGCCUUUGGUCCUCAAAAAGCUGCUGCUGUCCCGAGAUGAGACGUUGCAGGUGGCGAGCACAGGUUGCAUGACGGCCGUGCUUCUUCAUUCCACGGCCAGAUACGCCCCCGCCUUCAUCCAGGCCGACAUCCCGGAGUUCCUGUUUGAGCACCUCUCCAGCACCAGCGAGAGCCUUAUCUUGUCCGUGUACAGAUGCUUGUUGCUCCUGACUGAAGAGCGACUUUUCUUUUCCAAGUGUCACAGCGUGUACGGGAUCGAGUCUUUGGUGAGGAGCCUGAAAGAGAUCCUCAAGCUGAACAACGCUGAGCUGCACAGGCAGGGACUCCAGCUGUUCGCUGAGAUUCUGAAGAGGCAACCGGUGGAGAUCAAACUGUUCACAAACAUGACCAUCUGUAAAGAUGCCGGCGAUGUUCUUCGGGAGGCGGUGAGUUGCCCUGUUCUGGAAGUGGCGGCCGAAGGCACGAAAGCGGUGGCUGCUUUUCUCAGGAAGGACCACGUAAGCUUCCCUCCGGUGCACUAUCAAGAACUGCAGGCCCUGAUCGAAGCAAUGCUGAGACGGUGCUCCGACCUGCCUCCUCUGUCUGGGACCUGGAGGCCCUCGAUAAGAUGGGAUCUGCCUUCUACGGAGAGGGAUCUUAUGGCUCAGGACCACCCAAUGAGCAGUGAUGUAAAGAGAGCCUUUCAACAUCAAGGAGCAUUCCUGAUAAAUGCCCUAGAGGGGUUCCGAAACGCCUGCAGAUUGGCCAUGGAAUUUCAGAAUGACCCCUUGGCGCAGGAGAACCCCUUCACAGCCCCCAGCACGGAGAAGGAGGACACGCCUAAGACCUUCUCAGAGUUUCUCUUGAGCGUCUGCGACACGUUCUGUAUCCCCAUGGUGUUGAGGCAUUCUGAAAAGGCCACCCUCCCGGCCCUGAUGGAGGUUUUCAUGUGGAUCCUUGGCAGCCUGUUUGCCCUCGUGCCCCACAAGGGAGAGAAGAUCUCCAGGAAGCUGGCUUCCUCCAAGUUCAUCCGACUGGCGCUGGAGCUCAAGGGCAAGUUCUGCUACGGACAGAGUAAUCCCGAGCUCAAUCAAGCGUGUUCCAAGUUCCUGUUAGGCAUGUGCUUCAACCUUUACUCUGCGGAACUGAAGACCGGGCCUCCUUCCCAGAAGGAGCUUGCCGAAGUAGCCGAACUCCUCCAGCAGAAUCUGCCCCUCAUAAACAACAGGGGCCCCAAACACCUCGCCCGCUUGCCGGACUUCCUCCGGGCGGACGAGGCCUCUCUCCAGCAACAAUAUUGUCUCGUGCUUCUCUUCUAUACCGCCCAUGUCAGUAAGGACAGGUUUGUGCCAGACCUGGAGCUGUUCUCGGCGGUCAGAGGGUUCCUUCUGUCGGUGCUGGAUCACGGAGACCGUCCCCCUGCCCCUGUCGUCCGGGCCAUUCUCUACCUGCUCGCCGUCUGUCAGAAGAAAGAGGAAGCUUUCGAUUUGGUCCUUCUGAAGGCCAUCAGAAAGGCCCUGGAGGGCGUUUCCGACCUGGGCCCCGUCUACGCGCACCAUCCCCUGCUACUGCGGCUCUUCCUGCAGCACCCGGACCUGAUGAGCGUCUACGGCCACCGGUUCCUGGAGCUCUGGUUUUCCUGGGAAGAGAGCAACCUCCCGGGGGCGGAGGGAGCCGCCCUCCCGUCCUUUUCUACUUGGUCUAAUUCCUCAGCUAGUCUGAAUACUCUUCUCUCCAUCCUGAAGGACAAUUCGAGUGUGCUGCUCAUUCUGCUGGACCUGGUCUGCUCCAGCCCCGUGGAUGUGGCCCACAGAGUGCUGCUGGUCCUCACCAACUUCCUGAGGAAGAACACGGACGCCUUAGGCGAGAGCCUCCUCUGCAAUCACUUCCUGCAGAUCCUGCAGCGGCUCCUGUUGGAGAGCGGGCCCGCCCCCUUGCAAGCCAACAGAAAUCUGCCUCUGUUGCUCGAACUCCUCUUCCUGGUUCAGCUGAAGAACGAAGCAAAGAAGGAGUUGGACAGCACCGACCUAAAGCUGCUUCACCAGGCAAUGGCGGUGCUGCUGUCCGGGGUGUCCAUGCUGCAGCUGCUGCAGAAGGUUUUGGAACUCCCGUGGGCGGGCCACCCUUCCGUCCCGCUCCGGCGCCCUCCGCCCUCCGAGUCGGGGCUCCUCUGCUCGGCCUGGCUGCUCGCGGCUUCCCUCUCUGACCAACGGCUCGUCGGCGGCUUGGAGGUGCAUCAGACGCUGUCGGUGGCGUUGGAUAAAAUCUUGAACAUCCUCAUCUUUUGGGAGAAGAAAGACGGACUGUUCUUAGCCAGCAUCCUGCGGUUCCUGAGGACGGCCCUGCGGCAGGACUUCUCGUCCACCUCCGUGCUGGUCACCAGUUCCGAGCCAGACCUGCCGCCCCAUCCUCAAGACGCCCGCCUCGCCCCGCUCUCCACGCGUCAGGUCUUCUCCCUGGUCAUAGGCCUUCAGAACCUCUUGCUCCAGAAGGACCGGAUGCUGACGGGGGCUGCCGUCGGCUGCCUGGAAGCCCUGCUGGAUUUUCUGCACACCAAGAGCCAGGAUGUCGCAUUCCACGUGGCCUCUCAGCCCUGGAACCGGUUUUUGUUCCUCUUACUCAUGGAUAUCAGAAAUAACUCCUUCCUUAGCUCCGAGAUCCUGAGGCUCAUGACCGUGUUUGCCAAGUUCCCGUGCGGCCACAUCGUCCCUCAGGAGGACGUCCGCCUCAUGCUGCAGGAGGCGAGCGGGGCCGAGCUGUCGGAGCUCCCCGACGACACGGCCCGGGCCAUGGGCGGUCUCCUCCUGCAGCUGCAGAAGGCACAGUCUCCCAGUGAUCCAGAAGCAGCCGGGACCAUUCAGACCUUGCUGGAAGGUCUGGCCAGAAGAACCUCCGCCCGGCAGCCCCAUCGGGACAUGCUAUGCCUGAGGGGCGUGGCCGUGUCCCUCGCUCACUUGCAAGACUGAGCCGGGGGGGGCAGACGCGGGGGAAAUCCGGACCGGGAGGGAAGGAAGACGAGACAGCUCCCAGCUGGUUAUGUCAGAACCCGGAAGUCAUCCGCAGCCGACUUUCCGAGCUCGUUUAUCUUGUUGUUGAAAUGCAGCCGGGGAAUAAAAACCCGUCAUUCCGCUCUUG
This is a messenger RNA of Ornithorhynchus anatinus (platypus), 3742 nucleotides long. It is a transcript of the gene MEI1, whose product is annotated as meiotic double-stranded break formation protein 1. Bases 76 to 3573 code for a protein of 1165 amino acids. The record is from RefSeq and is a predicted model, not a curated record. Gene Ontology annotation, biological process: meiosis I. Lineage: Eukaryota; Metazoa; Chordata; Mammalia; Monotremata; Ornithorhynchidae. The transcript is spliced from 29 exons.